GUCGUAGCGCGAGUAGAACGUAGAACAGAGAAUGAAAGUCUACUGCUGAGAUACAAAACCAUCUCUUACACACGAAGAGAAAUAUUAAGUGAGGUGACCGUCUCGUGCUCUUGGCCACUUACACGAUGUAUCCGUGGUGUUCAUUCGUUUUUGUGAUUCUUCUACACACAGCAGUAGAGAAUAAAGGCUCACCGCCAACAUGGCCUUAUGGUGAAUAUACUCUACUGAAGCCCAGGACAGGAUGUCCUGCAGGAUGGGAUGACAAGGGAUAUAUUUACCAAGACACAAUAGAUAAAAACCCAAGUAAUAACAGAUCACAAACUUUACACAUCGAUGGAAAAGUUGCUUGCAGUCAUGUGAAGAGACAUUUUUGCAGUAAGACAAACACAGACGGUGAAGUUUGGCCAUCAGGACAAUAUUGUGUAUACAGGCACGAAAAAGAGAAGCUCCAUCGCAUGAGACCGGGAUCGAUUCUUAUGUAUAACGAGAAAAACAACAACAAAGACGAAUAUAAAUUAACUAAAUUUCGAGUGUAUAUCAAGAAGAUUAAAAGAUCAUUUAUAUACAUGAAGUUGUACUUUGCCUGUCAAACAAGUGGUGACAAAAAGAUUCCAAUCUCGUUACCGAUAACCAAACCAUUUUAUCUACUGCCUCAUGGGUCACGUGACUGUCAACAAGUCAAAUGGAUGGUAGCAACAACUGAAUGGAUCAAGUACCACACAAACAACUAUAUCAAGAAAGGUGGUAAACAGACUUAUGGAAAAGUGCCAUAUCAUGAGCUUGGGGACAGAAAGCAUCAGGGAAUCACCAUGUUCUACUGCUACUAUGAAAGCUGCAAAUACACUCUGAUAGACACCAGGGGUGUUUUCCAGUCCCCUGGCUUCCCUGGUGAAUACCCAGAUGGACAGCUGUGCUCGUGGAGGAUCAUGGUCCCUGUUAAUCACACUGUGCAAGUUCGCUUCACUAACGUCUCUUUGAAUGACAACGACACUUUGAGAUAUUCUGAAAGAUACUCUACAAGAAGCAAUGGAAGUUUUAGAUCGUGGCAUACGAUUCCCCUUAAUUUAUCGGUACCGUUUACCUUGCUAAGCGACAGUGACGUACUGUUCGUCUUUAGUUCGGAUGAAUCAAAGACCAGCUCUGGAUUCAGAGCAGAAUACCACCAUGGGUCCAUACCACAAGCUACGACUACACCUACCGAAACAUCUACAGCAUCUACAGCAUCUACAGCAUCUACGGCAUCUACGGCAACACCAUCAGAGACAUCUUCAAUACCGUUGACUACACCACACAGUGAGUUGAUUGAAGGUUUAGUUAAGCAAGCUGAAAAGUUUUGAUCAAUGAAAAUUAAACUCUUAAAUAGGGGAGUAUGACAGCUAAAAAGAAGACAUGAAGGAUUGAUUGACUCUUCCAUGAUGUAUUUCAUUGGACAAUUCAAAAUCUCUGAAUGAUUCAAAACAGUGCACAUUCAGAAAAUGGAGAGUGCCCUUCUUUCAUGCUGGCUGCGUGCUGUAUUUCUGAACGGAGCACGGAAAAUAUUUUUUAAAGAAAGAAAAUAUCCUUUCAUAAUUUUUUUUAUAGA
Actinia tenebrosa (Australian red waratah sea anemone) is the source of this 1582-nucleotide messenger RNA. RefSeq lists its product as uncharacterized. The record is from RefSeq and is a predicted model, not a curated record. Lineage: Eukaryota; Metazoa; Cnidaria; Anthozoa; Actiniaria; Actiniidae.